GUGUGUGUACAGACAACCUGCUCGCGCGUAAUUCUGGGAGGACUCUCCGCCGAGCAACGAAACAAUAAACACUCACGAAACCGCAAGAGUUUCCCCGGCGGAGUAACAAUAACCACUGAAAUCACGUCGCCCCAUCCAGCCAGAAGUCAAUUCGCAGCCAUGUAUCUGAACAGGGAGGAGGGCUACACCAAAGGCUCGAUCUCUUUGACCGUGCUGUUGGUGUCGUUGGCUGUGACGGUGUGUGGCGUUUGGCUGGUGGCUCUCUGCGGCGUCUGUGGAUGGUGUCAACGGAAGCUGGGGAAGAGGAACAAACCAGGCGUGGAGUCCGUGGGGUCACCUGAUUCAGGAAAAGGACGAGGAGAAAAAAAAGCCAUCAAUGAUCUAGACAGAGACUUUUGGAAUAACAAUGACAACAGUUCAGUACAGCAGCGAUGGAGCUCAUACCCGCCCAAGGAGUUUGUACUAAACAUUUCUCCUUAUGCCCCAUAUGGAGACCCUCGCCUCACACUCAAUGGGGCAGUGCCCGGGGGCCAGAAAGGAGCCGCUGGGGGUGGACUCGGGGAUGGAGGGGGGUCAUCGUGUAGCGAUAGCCUGAGGAACGCGGUUACGGGUGGCGUUAAAGCUGGCAGGUGGCAGACAGUGCAAAGCUCCCUGCAUUCCGGAGACUUCAAAAACGGCAAUUUACCCGAUCACGGCCUCUACUUGGCCGCAACAUUGGACCACAUUCCUGUAGGAGCGACGCCGCGGCCCCGCACGUUGUUGCGGCAACAGAGCCUCCAGCAACCGUUGAUUCAGGUCCCGGCCCCGAGCUUGUCCAGCGGGCCGCCCAAUUCCCAGAGCCUGGGUCAGCUACACACCCAGCCGGGCAGUGGUGCGGGUGGGGGCACGGGGCCCGGGGGAGGGCCUGGAGGUGGAACUGGCACACAAGCAGGUGGCGGAGCUUCACUGUGUAGGUCGGGAGGUGCCGGGGGGCGAGCCUCUCGGGGGGACCCUGGUAGCGUGGAUCACAUGAUGGUUCAGAUAAAGAAACGAGGCCUGGAUGUUAAAUCCUUCCUGGAAGGGAAAAUGGUGGUUCUCUCUCUUGCCAUUGGAUUGGCUGAGCAGGACGACUUUGCCAAUCUGCCAGACCUACAGGAAGAACCACCCAGUCAAGAAACCCCCCCUGAUAAGAGUAGGAAUAUGGGGAAUAAGCCAGCGAACAGCCCUAAGGGUCACCCGCCGGACGCAGACGGUCAUUCUUCAGUGUCCGACCUGGCAAAUUCCCUGACUGGAGACAUGGUGAUGUUGUCUCCGGGGUCUGAAGACGACGACCACGAAGGACCUAUUAGCGAGAAACUGGGCAGGAUUCAGUUCAGUUUGGGCUACAGUUUCCAAGACACUACUCUGACAGUUAAAAUCCUCAAAGGUCAGGACCUGCCCGCUAAAGAUUUCUCCGGGACCUCCGACCCCUUCGUCAAAAUCUACCUGCUGCCUGAUAGAAAAACCAAACUCGAGACCAAAGUCAAGAGAAAGAAUCUCAAUCCUCACUGGAACGAGACAUUCCUGUUUGAAGGUUUUCCAUACGAGAAGGUGCGGGAACGAACGCUCUAUCUUCAGGUGUUGGACUACGACCGGUUCAGUCGUAAUGACCCCAUCGGGGAGGUGUCCAUCCCUCUGAAUAAAGUGGAGCUUGGACAGCUGAAGACGUUCUGGAAGGAUCUGAAACCCUGCAGUGACGGCAGCGGAAGGCGUGGAGAUCUGCUGGUGUCUCUGUGUUAUAACCCCACAGCCAACACCAUCACUGUUAAUAUAAUCAAAGCACGAAAUCUCAAAGCCAUGGACAUCGGGGGCACCUCAGACCCCUACGUGAAAGUGUGGCUGAUGCACAAAGACAAGCGUGUGGAGAAAAAGAAGACGGUGACCAUCAAAUGCUGCCUGAACCCCAUUUUCAACGAGUCCUUCCCCUUCGACGUGCCCGCGCACGUUCUCAGAGAGACCACCAUCAUCAUCACCGUCAUGGAUAAGGAUCGACUGAGCCGCAAUGAUGUCAUUGGAAAGAUUUACUUGUCAUGGAAGAGCGGGCCAGCCGAGGUCAAACACUGGAAAGACAUGUUGAGCCGGCCGCGCACGAAUGUGGCGCAGUGGCAUGCCCUCAAAGCCUAAUUCGCCCUCCACAUUUCCCGUUUCCCAGACCCCAUUUGACCUUUGACCCGAACCCCGUCCUUAUGCACAAGACAAACUUGCUGCCAGACGGCACAACACGGGUACUUUUAGCCAUCCGAUCUUUAACGUUACUCCUUUCUCAACCUCGUUUUUACUUUCGCCUUUUCUCGUCCGGUAACUUGUUGUGUGAAGGCCAAACUAUAAACCGAUCAUAGAUGAUCUCCACCACACUGUACGCAAACGGGCAUUUUUUGCGUUCCGAAGUCGCUAUAUCAAACAAAGCCAUUAAAAAAAAUGCUCUGGAGCGCUCAAACCGUGACUACACGUUACCAGGACGCUUUCCUUCCCCUUCUGUUUGUCUUCCCACAAUUCCCUCGCGGUCCCGGGCUGGGGAGGUCUGACACGUCCCUGAUCUGGGCUCACCUGUCGUCUUUACCUCUAAGUGAGUCUAUCCCUCAUGUCAUGAAGUACAACCGAGCUCUUCGUCUAGACCCGGAGCUCAUGGGAUCUCAUUUGCCAGCUUUUAAAUUGGCCACUGCUGAAACGGAUCAAGUCACUGGAACUCUGGGAGUUGUAUUUUUCCAGGGCUCAGACGUCCCGUGCGAGUUUUUCAGCCCCCGGAGGGCCCUUCUAUUAAAGCCAUGAGGGAACGACAGGCUUUCUUUCCAUGAACAGUCUCAGUUUUUUUAUUUACGUCUCCAUUUAUUGUUGUUUGUCUCACAAUCCCUCUCCUCUCCAAGCCUUUUCCGUUUCUUUCCCACUUGACCGGAUUUUCCGUAUGUUUUUUCUCUCCAUGCCUUCGCUCAGUCCGUCGCUCUUGAACGCUCUUUCUUCUACGUAAAGAGUUCAGAUUGGUUCAGCCAGAAACUGACAUCGUACGCCAUCAGGAGACGGCGAAGGAACUUCAUCGUUGUGUUCUCUUUUCUCUCUGGUUUCUCUUUAUCGCUGGCACAAUAGUAGUGAAAUCCCUGUUUUUCGCCGGGAUCCUUCGUCGUCCGUGUGCUGUGAGUGACGUGCAGUAGAUUCAACAGAAAUAGCGUAAAAACUUGAACCACCAAGGGCGGAUAUGAGAAAAACACACAGGCUUCCUUUACGGAUCGUUCCACGGAUUUUUGGACAACGUUCAGAUGGAAGAAAAAAACAGAAAAAAGGACUUGAUGUCAUCUUUUUCCCCAAAAAGACGUUUGAAGAAAUCCGAAUACCUUCUUCCAGAUCUGCUGUGAAAAUAGAAGCAAAAAGUUUGUCGAUUUUUUGCGCCCUGUGCACCAUAUAGUUCUUGCCACACUUUGCUCUAGUGACGUGUUUUUGUGUGUGUGUAUGCGCUGAUCGCGGAUCGUCUUUGACGGAAAUCCCUCAGUUAGCGGAAAACACCUGUGUGUGUGAGACUAUGAGCCAAUCUCACCAUUCACCCCAAAAUCAAAAGAUAAAAAAAUUUAUUUUCAGUUUUUGCAUUGUUCAGCCGCAAGCUGUAACUUUCGCCUUUGACUAAUCUAUCACCAUGUCUGUUCGAAACUUGAAAUUACAGGUUACGUAACGUUCUUUUCUAUACGUGGGUUCAAGUCAUAUCAUUAAUCAAAUUAUAAAUCAUUAUUAUGAGCUUUGCGAACAGGGUUAAAAUAAGAAGAAAGAUUCAAAUACAGUUUUUUAUGUGCUUGCUCAAAAACGUAUUUGUUUUUUUAAAUGAAAGUUACCGAUUGCAGCUUAAAGCACAUAUGGAGCCUCUUUGCUGUAAUACAAAAAUGAAUACAAAUACUAUUAUGAUGUAUUAAUACUGUCAUUCGGUGUAUUUUUACAUAAUAAAUGGGAAUUACAGUCUUUGCAUUACGGUUGUGAAAACUGGAGGCAGAAUUGUGCUUAUUUGUCAUUGGUAUUACAAUGUUGAAAAUGGAUCUACAUUUUUAAAAGUCAUUCUAUUGAUUUUGGGUUUGAAAUCAGGUGUCGUGAGAUUCUCUCAUGAGUAUUAUGGCAUUAACGUGUAUCUUCAUCGAUGUGAAAAAUAUUCAACGCGUGUGAAUAUCCGGUUCUAUUUCCCACGUCCUCCUCUGUCUUAUUCUGAGACUCUUGUCACUUUCUCCUGGAGAAACGUGAUCUGCACUUUUUAAUGGUGUAACAUUGAGAACUAUUAUAAUUGUUCAUACAAUAAUAAAUAGCUUUUGUAUUUUAAGGGAGGAGUUUCUUUUAAAGAAGAAGCUGCAAAUUCCGGGCGGCUGGACUGGUUGAGACAGACUCUCUCUCUCUCUCUCUCUCUCUCUCUUUCUCUGUGUCUGUGUGUGUUACUGUAAGUGCAUGUGUCUCAUCUGAACUCAUGGCUUGAUGUGUUAGGUUGAGGUGUGGCGUUUCUAUGGAGCGUGCCAUUGCCAUGGGGUCUCUAUGGGGACCGAGCCACUCCGCAGUUGUGUAGAGAGUCUCAGCGUGACAGAAGCAGUGGACGCCUGGAAAUUCUCUCACUGCAGCUCAAGAACAACAUGUUCUUCUGAGACCUUAAUCUGAACCAAAAAAACUGGUUAUCAGAGUUGUUUUGUUCUAGCUCAUAGCGUGUUGCAGUAGGCAGGACACAAUAACAAAAAACAGACUAUAAAAUGUUGAUAAUCUAGAAGAUUUAAGGUCUCUGCACAUAUAAUCCGAAGUUUUCGUAUGCGUUUCUUCGUAUUUGGUGUCGUUUGUAGUGUAUCUGAAUUGUCAAAACGCCUUUCAAAGUCCUUGCAACGGAUGUGAAAAACACGGAAAAUCGAACCCUGUACGAUUUUUUUUACGGAAGAAUAUAUCGUAAGCAUUGUGUAAGAGUGGUUAACACAACGUGAGGUCCUAUUUAUCUUUUAACAUGAGAAAAUUUUGAACGCAAAUAUCGGAUUCAAUGUGCAAGGAGCUUUAAAGCUUUAGGGACUGGAAUUUUUGUUUUACUUAACUUUACAUCUAUUAGGCCCAUUUACUGUACGCAAAAAAAUGAUAGCCGUUACACUAAUAAAGUUUUUAAAAAUUCCUUAAUUCCACAAAAGAAUAAUGGCAGUAAAGUUAGGGAGAAACGAUAUUGUUGUAUCAAUUGUAUCAAUUUCAACUAUUUUAUUUCUUGCAAAAUUCGCUGACGAACGGUAAAAACAUGACAGUCAAUAAAUAAAGAUCCAUUGAAUUUAAAGGGCUCGUGAAUUUUAGGGCUCUUUUAUUAUAUUUAAUUUGUAUUCUAUUUAAAAAAUAUUCAAUAAAGUAUAUUUAUUUUAUCUUUAUAGUUAUUCUUCUUGGUCUACAUGAGCCUUUAAACUUUAUUAAUAACUCAAUUACUUUGUAAUUAAUGUGUAUUGAGUACUAAACCAGAGUUUAGACAUUUUAAAGUGUGGACGUGAUAAGGCAAACCGCAACGCUUCUUCUUGUAGUCUGUAUUUAAAACUCCGCAGUGCAUCUGCUUUGAGCCGAGAGCCAUCUUAGAUCACUGGAGCGUUUAAUAAAGCACUUUCAUACGCUCAAUAUAAUCGGAUAAUAAUAUAGUUUGAAUGGUGUGUUUGCGUUCUCCAUCAUUUAGCCUUUAGCGUACACAAAUAUCUGCUGUGUGUGUGUGCACGUGUGCGUUUCAGGAUGUUUUGUGUGUCUGUGUGUGUAAUCGGGUUGUGUUGAGGUCUCCUUGCUCUCGCUUUGAUCAUUUGGUCAGUGUACGUGUGUCUUCAUUCACGCGAGCAUUACAUCUGCUUGUCUUAGUCUACUGGUGCUGGUACAAAUUGCAAGCUUAUGUCAACUGAACAUCUUAAAGGAACAGUUUAUCCCAAAAUAAAAUUCUGUCAUCAUUUACUCACCAGUUGUUACACAUUUGUGUAAAUUUCUUUGUUCAGAUGAACACAGAGAAAGUUAUUUGGAAGAAUGGUUGUAUUCAGACAGUUCUUAGCUAUCAUUGACAACCAUAGUAGGAAAAAAUAACAAUAGUAGUCAAACGUGCCCCAGAACUGUGUGCUUUCCUACAUUCUUCAAAAUAUCUUCUUUUGUGUUCAACAGAACAAAGAAAUUUACACAGAAAUGAUUCCUGCUAUGGUAGUCAUUGAACUGUUUGGUUAAAAGCAAAAUAUCUUCUCUGUGUUAAUCACAACAAAUUUAUUUAAAUGGAACAACUCGAGGGUGAGCAAAUGAAGACAGAAUUUCCAUUUUUGGGUGAACUGUUCCUUUAACAAUGCAAAUUUCCACAUCAAACACAUUUAUAAUCUUCUAAAUGAUUAAAUAAAACAAAACCGAUGGUUUAUCUUUGUUUACAUGUAUUCAUGAUGCAGACACUUUUAUCCAAAGUGAAUUGCAGAUAAGAGAGCAUUUACAGUAAUAUGAUUUAGGAAACUCAUAAUAGUAAUAUUUUCAUUUGGCAGAGAAAGGACAAGCGCCGCUUUCUUCGUGAUGUGAUUUUUUUUACUUCUAGCCUAUUUUUUGAAAAUUUGUAAAAUGCUUUAUUUCUAUAAGGCUUCAGAUUAAAUCUGGUGACAAAUCUGGACUAUUUGUUGAGUUUGCACAAUUGAGUUUAUGUAGUAUUAUUAUUCUUGAAAAACUUGAGUCAGCAAUAGAACUGAAGCGUGUGUGAGUGUGAGUCUGUGUGUGUGUGUGUGUGUGUGUGUGAGUGAGUGUGUGUGUUGCGUGAUACAGCCACUGACCUCUUUGCUGACCAGUACCUUUGCUCCCUCAGUGUCUUUGUGUGUUUUAUAGAGAUUGUGAUUGUUGCGCAGUUUGUGUCACUCCCUAUUAUUCUCUUCAUGGACCUCUUUUUUGGUACUUUGAAAAGAGGAAAACUGAUCUAAACUAAAUCCAAAGUAACACUAACCUUGUGACAGUUUGUUUUAGCUGCAAUAUAAUAAAUGGCUGAAGUUGAGUUGUUAAAACAAGCCUGUCUCUUUUUAUCAAUGUCUUACUGGAACGUUUAGCAUCCAAAACUAAGAUGCCUUCACUUAUUGCUGUUUAUCAAAACUUUCCACAUGUGGAGUAUUUCUCACAUUACGGCACCAAAACAAAUAUGCUCUCAGCAAAUAUUAUGGUGAUGUUUGACAAAUAGACACAUAUCGUCUCAUGUUGUGUACGAUUUUACCAAUAACAAAAUGAGCCGCGCUGUUUGUCACAAAUAUGCAGGGAAACAAUUAAUAUUGUCAUUGCCUUAGGGGCAGAACGAUGCCGAAUACUGUUUCAGGGCCGGGAAGAAAUCUUUACGCCAAACUCAUACCGUCAUUGUCAGGUGUGGCAAAAAUGUAUUUUGAGCCCUGCAGACACACACGGGAUCGCUCAAUCACAUGCUUUGGUUUAAUAGCUCAUUAAACGACAACAAUCAUCUCAGUUUUCCAUUUGACCAAAUUACUGUUUUGAGAAAGCAAUUUCUUCCCGUCCAUGAACGUGCCGUGGAUCUCCCACACUCAUGGCUGGAGAUGCAAUGUGCACACCCACCCACACACACACUCACACACACACACACACACACAGCAGAAAGACAAAUUCACAUGCUGAGAUUGUGCAUCAGUCACUUCUCCCGUCAAAUGAUCUAUUCAUCAGAAAAGAGAGAGAAAUGACUUUCUCUGGAUGUUUUGCAGCUGGUUGCAUCAUGCAGGCCUCUUAUAGUCGUGGGUGUUUGUUUCAACAGCUGUUAAAUGCCGCCGAGCUCUCAAAGCGCAGGAGACUUGAACGGUUUAUGUUCCAUCAACUUUAUAUCAGAAUUUUUCCGGAAUCUUUUUGUAGAAUUCAAAAUGUAAAUAUCGAGCAAGUACAUUAUCCACUCACAUUUCAUUUUUAUGAUCCCCACAUCUAGUACAACACGUCUUUUAAAUAUAGUGUAGGUAUAUCUUUUAAAUACUUUUGUGAUAGCAUCUGAACAUUUUCUUUGGCUCUGAUGGGAGAAUUACCACGUGAAAGUUUCUCCGCCAUUUUUCUUUAACACGAGAGUUAAAGAGUGAACAAGAGCGUUACCAGAUGUACUGCCUUAUCAUGGCAUUCUAGCUCAAUAUAGGAUUUCAUUUUUAAUAUUAUAAAUAAAUAAAAAUUAUAAUUUAAAAUGUUUAGAAAAUCAUUAGUGGAACAGAUUUUUUCCGUCUAUAUUUGACCUCGAAGCAUACGGACCCCAGGUUGGGUAACACUGAUGUAGUCGGACGUUCGUGGGUAAAAAUGACUGCAUGCAAUGCAUUAUGUGUAUGGUCUUAUGGAGGCAUAAAAUAAGUGUAGAUGACAUAGAUUAGAUUUUAUAUUGCCUUAUAUUUUGUGCAUGGUCUCCAAAUGUGGCCAUUGGUUCUCUAUUUGAAGUAAUGGUUGAUUGUGAAAUAAUAAUUCGUAAAGUUCUCAGAUCAGAUUUUUCUGUCCUGUUGUCUCUCGCCUGAUGAGUCGGAUACAUCCGUUACUGUACAAACUCUUUAUCUCUAUUUAUUUUUUAUUAAAUUUUUUUGAGAUGGUAAGAUACUAUGUCUAUGUAAUGGGAGAUCUCUCUCUCUCUCUCUCUCUCUCUCUCUCUCUUUCUCUCUCAGAGUUUAGUUCUGUAGUACUCUACCAGCUCCAGAUUCCCAUCUGCGCUUCUCUUUAUUGGUUUAAAGAGCCGUCCGUCAGGCCGGCUUGACUCCUCCCUGUCAGGGUUUUAGUGUGAUAUACUCUGAAUGACGGUAAACAAGUAAUAAUUCUUCUGUUAAUGUUCGACUCUGUGUGCAUCCGUAUGUGCGUGGUUGGUGUUUUCUUUAUGAUAAAUGUGAUCAACGGGAAACUCCCGGUUUCAUGUUUUGAAGAACCUUUUUUGUAAAUAACAAAGCAAAAACGCAAGACAAACAUUGUACAUAGUUUUGUUUGUCACUUGUACUGAAAACAGAUAUUCUUAACGGUGUGCUGACAACGCUUUCAUAACAUUCGCCCUUCUUGAACGAGGGAUUUCAAUGUCUGAUGUAUUUUUGCAGACGGGGAAGCGAGGUUGAAGGAGAACGAGCAAGACGCCAAGAGAAACUGCCAAACGUAUAUGACAUCACACUGCCAAACUCCUCUCAUUGAUUACCCACAAUUCCACUAGACGCCCCCCAGACGUAUCCCAACAGGGUGCGACAUGACAAGUUAUCUGUUGAAUGGUAGAAUAACGUAUGAGGUCUUGUAUACAUAUAUAUAUAACAUAUACAAUGUUGUGGGUUAAAUACAGAUAUGAUAUCAAGGGAAAUUAUUUUGACGUAUUGUUCAGUUUCUGUUGACAUGUUUUGGUUUGUAUUUGACCCCAGACAUGAACUCAAAAGAGAAAAGAUUUAUGAUUUACUCUGGUUGCACCUGGUUGUUGCACGGCGUCCAGACGCUGAUGAAUAUCACCCCAGACGAGCACGUACGAGUUCUAGUCGGGUGCGAUUUUAAAAUAGAAACACAUACAGUAGGCGUCGGGCUGACAUAAUGAGAGCACGGUUCUGGUUUUCUACAGGUCGCAUCCAUUCAGAACACCGUGACUACAGCCAGCUGACACACAAACACACUUGCUUCAGUCCAGCGUGGACACAAACCCUGUCUGCGUUCCAUAUGCCGCAGCCUGCUGUGCUUGGCGGGUUUAUCGAUAUCAUCCACCCUCUGGCUCUGUCUCUACAGAACACUACAGCCAAAGUCCUAAUAACCCAAACACCCGGCCAAAUUUCCUCCAGAUCCAAAUGGGUUCAUACUCGGCGGUUAUGUCGGUAAAAAGACAGCAUUGCCAGAGAUGAUACCUUGGAUUAUAUGGCUUGUUGAGAUUGUGUGAUCACCUUUGAAAGCAAAUGGACUUGUUGUUUUAAAUAGACAUCAUACACUUGCAGACUUUUUGAAGUUACAGAUAGAAACACACUAACUGAUCAAAUCUACAGACUGGCAAAGAUUGCACAGGUAUGUCUGUAAAAUGUCUGCUAGAGAUCUGGAAAACGUCUGCUGUGUAAAAAAAUCUUAGAAAAGGCAGUUUUACAUACGCUCAAAAUCAUAAACAUCUUGUAGAUGUCUACAUGACAUCUGCGAGGAAACGUCUCAGAGACGCAUUGCAGAUCAGCAAAGAAUAAAAAAAAUACGUCUUGCAGAUGCUAAUAGAAUAGACGUCUCCCAGAUGUGUGCUGUCAGGGAGUUUCACAAAUAAACUUAUUUUAAGAGAACGCGUAGUAAUUUGUCAAUGAUAAUCUGUUUCCUUCAACCGGUGACUCCUUGUGAGAUUUUGCCUGCCCUGCUUCUGAUUGGUUCAUUCACUUUGGAUGAUGCUUUGUGAAUGGUCCCUAUCUCUAAAGCCCGCCCCCACAACUAAUCCUAACCUUCGUAGGGGAAAACAGGGGAGUCAUAAUCUGACAGGGAAUCAGAUACACUGGCACUUUUUAGUUUAUACCCACAGCCGCCACUUAAAAUACAAAAGGAUUGAAUUACCGGCUUCGAUUAUGUUAGAUGGUGCUCUGACCCAAAACGCUGAAUGAAUCUUAACAUAUUUGUUUUGACAAAAAAUAUAUCAAGAAAUCAGGACCUCAUCGUCUGGCUGGGGGCGGGUUCACAUUCCAAUUUCUGAUCUUGCUCUUUCUCGUUCGCCCCGAUCCACCUCUCUGCGUCACACACACCCUCGACGUGUACAAUCUGACUCAAUGUAUUUACUCAUGUAUUUUUUUGCCAACUUUGUACAGUGUAAAAAAAGGAUAUAAAUCUAUGAAAAAUAACAGUACUGUAUAGAUUUAGCUGCCUGUGAGCGAUUCACAGCAUAGUGUCGAUAGAGGUUAACAGCAUAGACGCGAUCUAAAGCCAGUUAAACAUGCUUUCUGUAAAGCCCGACAGAUGCCACACGUUUUUAUAUUCUCGCUUUCUUUACUGGUCGUCGUUCGUUUUUCUUUCGCCGUUUUCGUAAAUGACCUAUAGUGGCAUCAAACUCUUCGUGUCGUUCUUUCUAUUGGUUGUUCGAUCGUUCGUUUGUUGUUGAACACAGCGAGGUUCAGGCGCCCGGGAGAGCGCUUGGGAACGCAGAACGGUAAUGGAUUCGCACCAUUUACACGAACGUUACUAGUGUCACGUCUUCGUCCACACGUACUUCCCAUGUAAAGAUGAUGUUAAAGUACCACUCUAGUAGUCUAGGACAGAAUAUCUUCCCUGAGGUUUCAUUUCUUUCCCGAUUGGUUUCUGCCUCUCAGCAGGAAUCACAGGUGGAGUUGCCAUUAAACUGAUCCCAUUCAAUGCUAAUGAAAGUUGACUAGCAGAUGGCUAGCAAUCUGUCCUGUUUGCUUUUUUAAGAGUAUAAAGCUGUUUUUAGACAAUCUUCAUGGUCCUUGGUUCUGCACACACCAGUGUUUAGUUAUAAGUUGUGUAUUGUCUCUAUACGUGUGCGUUUAUUUAUGACAUUAUGAUGAUGAUUUAUGUGUUUGUAAUGUACUGGGUUAGCGUUCCAGACGCCUCUCUCUUUCCGAAGCUCUUCCCUUUUCUCAAAAAACUUCAAACAUUCCACGAACGUAGAGUUUCACGUGGACGAUAUCACCGAUGUAUAAACAAACACCAAUGUUGCGUAUCGCUCUAGUAGCAGGGAAUAAAAGAACGACCGCUUUACAGCCAGGAGAAGGUGAAUGUUUGGGAUUUUCUUCCUUUAGGGGGCAGUAGAGAGUUUAUUGAUUUUGGGGGAGCAUGGCUUGAGAUGAAGGCGUCUGAGAUCACCGCCCAGCGCUAGGAUGGUAAAGCGUUCCCAAUUUUCAGCCUCUCCUGUUUUUUUGGCCGAGCGGACUGUGAUUUUUCUGGUUGAUUUUUCUUUGUUUGUUCCUUUGUUUGUAUUUGUUUUCCUGCCCACACCCUUCCAUGUGAUUGGAUGUGAGGGUGGACGGACCUAAGGAGCACAGUUCUUACUAUGUUCCAUAAUAAAAUUGACUCAUUUGUAAA
Messenger RNA from Triplophysa dalaica, 11946 nucleotides. RefSeq names its product synaptotagmin VIIa (gene syt7a). Gene Ontology annotation, biological process: cellular response to calcium ion; vesicle fusion; calcium-ion regulated exocytosis. Lineage: Eukaryota; Metazoa; Chordata; Actinopteri; Cypriniformes; Nemacheilidae. The record is from RefSeq and is a predicted model, not a curated record. The transcript is spliced from 13 exons. The coding region runs from base 160 to 2142 and encodes 660 amino acids. Gene Ontology annotation, molecular function: calcium ion binding; calcium-dependent phospholipid binding; SNARE binding. Gene Ontology annotation, cellular component: membrane; axon; synapse.